Castor canadensis (American beaver) is the source of this 1321-nucleotide messenger RNA. Lineage: Eukaryota; Metazoa; Chordata; Mammalia; Rodentia; Castoridae. The record is from RefSeq and is a predicted model, not a curated record.
CCUAGAAGCAAACCUGGAGAUGAGACCUGAAGAAAUCUGGAACAAUGUUGAGUUUGUACAGUUAGAAGAAGCAAACUCUGUCCCACGAAAGUCCACCAUCAAUGUAGAUGAGGAAGAUGAGGCUCUCCAAAUCUGCCGUGUAUGUGGGGACAAGGCCAAUGGCUAUCACUUCAAUGUCAUGACAUGCGAAGGAUGCAAGGGCUUUUUCAGGAGGGCCAUGAAACGCAAUGUCCGGCUGAGGUGCCCCUUCCGCAAGGGCACCUGCGAGAUCACCCGGAAGACGCGGCGGCAGUGCCAGGCCUGCCGCUUGCGCAAGUGCCUGGAAAGCGGCAUGAAGAAGGAGAUGAUCAUGUCUGAUGCCGCGGUGGAGCAGAGGCGCGCCCUGAUCAUGAGGAAGAAGAAGGAACGGAUCGAGGCUCAGCCUCCCGGAGUGCAGGGGCUGACGGAAGAGCAGCGGAUGUUGAUCGCGGAGCUGAUGGACGCUCAGAUGAAAACCUUUGACACCACCUUCUCUCAAUUCAAGGAUUUCCGACUGCCGGAAGUGUUUAGCAGUGGCCAGGAGAUUCCAGAGUUUCUACAGACGUCAGUGGGAGAAGAGGCUCUCUCCUGGAGGCAGAUCAAGGAAGAGCUGUGUCCCAUGAAGCUCUCUCUGCAGCUGCGGGGGGAAGAUGGCAGCGUUUGGAACUACAGACCCCCAGCCAACAGCAACGGGAAGGAGAUCAUCCCUAUGCUGCCCCAUCUGGCUGACAUGUCAACCUACAUGUUCAAAGGCGUCAUCAACUUUGCCAAAGUCAUCUCCUGCUUCAGGGACUUGCCCAUUGAGGACCAGAUCUCCCUGUUGAAGGGGGCCACCUUUGAGAUAUGCAUACUGAGGUUCAACACGUUGUUCAACACAGAGACUGGGACCUGGGAUUGCGGUCGGCUGGCCUACUGCUGUGAAGACCCUGAAGGUGGCUUCCAGAAACUUCUGUUGGAUCCCUUGAUAAAAUUCCACUACAUGCUGAAGAAGCUACAGUUGCACAAAGAAGAGUAUGUGCUGAUGCAGGCCAUCUCCCUCUUCUCCCCAGACCGCCCAGGUGUGGUGCAGCGCAGCGUGGUGGACCAGCUGCAGGAGAGAUUUGCCAUGGCCCUGAAGGCCUACAUUGAGUGCAGUCGGCCACAGCCCACCCACCGGUUCCUGUUCAUGAAGAUCAUAGCAGUACUCACCGAACUGCGCAGCAUCAACGCCCAGCACACCCAGCGGCUGCUGCGCAUCCAAGACUCACAUCCCUUCAUCACCACUCCCCUCAUCCGGGAGCUGAUCAGCAGCACAGAUGGCUGA